UACGUUGCCGUUGUGCAGUGUGGUUCUUUAUUCUACGGUGCACUCGGUGGUGUAAGUCCUGCACUUCGAGUAGUUUCUUUUCUCUCGUGCAAAGUACUUCAGCCACAGGUGCAUACAGCAUCUACAGCUAGACACAGCGCUGACCGUAUUCCGCCGGCGAGUCGUAAACGAGGUUGCAGCUGCGGAGACCCGGCACUUCGACGCGCUCUGUCGCCGUUGGCUGCGUUUUGGUACAUUGGUCGCUUCGCCACCCGUAUUUCACUUUCGGCCUGGAUAGAAGCCAAACCGCACUGGCACAGGACGGCUUCGAUUGCCCCACUACGCUUGCGUCGCCUAUCAUCUUCUAAUCAAUCGAGUGCACCGCCUUUGGCAGGGUCGUCUGCUUCCGACUCCGCCACACAACAACGCCGACUAUUCGAGCGCAACAAGUGGAAGUCUCGGAGCUCACGUGUGCACACAGCUACUUUCUCGCUCUUUCGCUCUGCGCACAUAGGCUGCAAUCGUGCGUCUUUGUUCUCCCGCGCAUUCGUGAACGGGCACAGAGCGCUGCCGACAUGGAGCGAAGGCUUCGCCGCGUCUUCGACUGCCUUGUGGUAGCGUGCAUCUCUUGCACCGGACUCCUGCUUCUGCCGCUGCUGCUGCUGAGCCUGCGAGCGCGCCAGUGGUUCUUUGUGCGAAUUAUGGCCGUGGCUGGCCGGCUGUGGCGAGACUACUUCCAAGACACUCGACGCGAAACGAUCGCGGCGCUGGACGAGAUCGAGUCUAGCGACCCCGAACUGCGCGCCGACGGUGCGAUUCGAGUGCUCGAGGUUGGCGCAGGCUCGGGUGCCAACUUGGGGUUCAUGCGGAGGAAGAUCAAGUACUGGAACGUCGACCCCAACACCGAGUUCCAGAAUUUCUUCCUCGAGACGGUCAAAAAGUAUCCCAAGGUGGAGAUGGAACGCUGGGUCGUCGGCUACGGCGAGGACAUGCACGACGUUCCCGACCAGCACUUCGACGCGGUGAUCGUGACGCACCUGCUCUGCUCCGUCCACUGCGCCGAGAAGGUGCUGCGAGAGUGCCGACGAGUAUUGGUCAAGGGUGGUAGGCUGGUGUUCAUGGAGCACGUGGCCCAGCCCAAGGGAAGCGUGGGCAGGAUAUUGCAGAACGUGCUGACCCCCCUGUGGUGUAUCAUCUGCUGCGGCUGCUGCCUGAACCGAGACUCGGGAGACGUCAUCAAGAAGGCCGGCUUCGCCGAGGUGCACUUGAACGAGACAAACGUCGACAUGCCCGUCAUCUUGACACGACAUGUGUACGGUUACGCUGUGGCCUAGAAGCGGCCCACGGCGGCCUAUGACGUCCAAAGACUGUGCGUUUCAUUGCUGCAGUAUUACAUGGCAGUCUUUGCCAUUCGCGGCGUUUUUCUUUUUUUUUUCGGUGCAUAAUUUAGAUAUUAAAGCUCUGGAAUUUUACCGCCCCAUUCAAAACACAAUAACUAACCUCUUUAUCGUUAAUGUACGAGAAAUGUAGCUCUGGUUCUCUUAUUUAUUUGAAAUCUGUUUGCGAAGCCUUGCGUCAGGUAAACGCUUUUUUUUCUUUUUUUUUUUUUACGGAGGCUAUCAUAGCUGAGUGCACACAGUGCUGCAAUAAUCAUCUUUUUUUUCUUUUGUCGUCUUAUCUUCUUUGGGCUCGUCGCACUAUUUUUUUAAUGAAUAAAUCCAAACUUAUGCAUCAAUCGCAUACAUUGCAUUAUAAGCCGUCGGUAACGGUAGUGAACGACAAGGUGGGCCGAGAUUCUCGAUUUUGUUAUCACAAUCAUGUGACGCAAACUUGUCAGUAGCUAUAUAUAACUUACGCGGGGCUGUUAAACAUUGUCGCAGGCAGCGCCUCCAUUAUGCAUGUUAAAUAACAUGUGCGCGACAUACCACAUAAAUUCUGUUGCCAUAUAUACUCUCGCAGAAAGUGCCUGUCAUUUGUAGCACAUUUUUAUUUUAGAGCAAAAGCUCUACUGCGCCAUGUCUCGCAAGGUCAUUCAUCGCGUCGCAAUGAGCUUGAGCCGCCGGACCGCGAGCAGCCGGAGCGCAAGUGUGGCAGGUGUGACGUCACGCCACGUGAUCCGGUGCGGAGAGGCGUCGCAGCUGCGCUCGCUCGGAGCCUCGCCGCUGCGGUACCACGCGACUUGGCGAGGGUUUAAUGGCUGCUUCGCCGGCGCUUGGUCGCUCAGUCUCGCCAUGUAUAGCGCGCCGGCUGGACCGUAUGUGCGUGCACUUCAGCGCAAGCGACAGGAAGACUCCAGUCAUCCAGUAGAUAUAGCUAGACGGCAGGCUGCGAAAUCUCAUUAAAAGGAAAGUUGGUUGCUGAAACACCGGAGCAAAGGGGGGCCAGAUUAUCACGUUAUAGAGAAGCUUACCGAGCGCGGAAGCCUGCAAUAAUGAAACACUGUUUGCAUAGUCUUUGCAAAACCAAGCCAAACAGACCGUUCGCUCGUGAUAACCAGGUUUACAAGCGUUAAACCUUAGCUAUUUUUUAAAUUUUUGUCGGGCCAGCUGAAAGUGCAUCAGCGCCGUGUAAGAGGGGGAAUGCCAGUACUGAA
Molecule: messenger RNA, 2572 nt
Organism: Dermacentor silvarum
Lineage: Eukaryota; Metazoa; Arthropoda; Arachnida; Ixodida; Ixodidae
Product: putative methyltransferase-like protein 7A
Exons: 3
Coding region: 555-1313 (252 amino acids)
Molecular function (GO): S-adenosylmethionine-dependent methyltransferase activity
Source: RefSeq, a predicted model, not a curated record